Bradysia coprophila is the source of this 1910-nucleotide messenger RNA. Its product is annotated as protein Cep78 homolog. Gene Ontology annotation, cellular component: centrosome; ciliary basal body. The record is from RefSeq and is a predicted model, not a curated record. Gene Ontology annotation, biological process: cilium organization. Lineage: Eukaryota; Metazoa; Arthropoda; Insecta; Diptera; Sciaridae. Gene Ontology annotation, molecular function: protein binding.
AGCAGGCGCAGUAGGCUUUAGUAAACUUCUGAAUUUUGAUUCGCAGAGUUUUUACGUUUUAAGAUUUUGCUUUCUAUUCAGUUUUGGGUCAAGAAAAAAAAACUGAACACCAGCAACUAAACUGAAAAUGGACCACGCACAACCAAUUGGACGUUGUAAUUCUUCCAAACAUUCAUCGUUCUAUACAACAUACACAUCGCUGUGCAAAGACAAAAAUGUGCCAGCGAUUUUGGAACUAAUUAAAAGUAAAAACAAAUUAGAUUUUGCUGCCGAUCGAAUCAGAACGGACCAAUGGGAUAUGAUUUGUAAGGCUUUGGCUCAGGACAACGCAUUAGAACUUUUGGAAAUCCGAUCCAGAAAAUCAGAGAAUGAACCGGAGAAGAAACUUAGCAUAAUGUCAUCACUAAUUAGAGCUGUGUCUGGAUGCGUGAUACGUAAUUCGGUGUUAACAAAGCUGGCAUUGGAAGGAUUGCCGUUGGCUGUUGACUACGUUCAGAUGAUCGCGACGGCUAUCUCUCGGAGCAGUUCGAUGAAAUCUAUAAGCUUUGCCCGUAGCAACAUAUUGGACGAAGGUUGCAAUGUGAUUUGCUGUACCAUCCGCGAUUUGCCUAACAUUGAAAAACUGAAUCUUUCACAUUGCAACUUAACUACCACGGCCACCGACUUUAUCGGUGAACUAAUUAAAUUCCAAACGAUCAGCCGAAAUUCUGCGGGUUGGAUGAAAUCACUUCGCUACCGCGAUGUUGAUGUCGAUUCGGUGCCCGGUUUAAAGUGCUUAAUUUUAAAUGGAAAUCAGUUGCUGGACAGGGGUUUGGAAACUAUUACAUCUAGGCUGAAGGAGGAUAUGUGGAUGAAAGCGAUUGAGGUUCAAAAUUGUGAUAUCAGUGAUGUAGGCGGUGAAGCCAUUCUAGAUUGCCUUAAAUUCAACAAAACGUUGGUAGUUUUUGAUGCAAGCCAUAAUUACAAAAUCAGUCAUAAAAUACACAAGAAGAUUCAGAUGAUACUCAACACUGAACCAGAUAAUUAUGAAACGAUGCCAAAAGUUACGAACUCCGAUUUAAGAGAAAGAAUGGAAUUUUUGGAGCAACGAUUGCAACUUGAAACAUUUAAUCGAGUCCGAGCUGACGAUUUAAAUAUUCAGCUUCAUCGAAAUCUUGUUAAAUGCGAUCAAGAAGUGGCUGAAAAAAUGUACCAACCUCCGUCUGGUUUCAAGCUGAUUGAAAGUGGCGAACUAAAUGCAUUGUAUAAAGAGAUAGAAGAUUUGCAACGAGAAAAAGAGAUAUCGCGGGAAACAGAAGGUGAUCAAUCUUGUUUUGGGGAACAAUUUGGCAUUGGAGAUCGGUUUGGAUGGGGAGAUCGGUCUGGACUGCGAGAAGAGCCUGGAUUUGGAGAAGAAUCUGGAUUGGACGAAGAGUCUGGAUUGGGCAAAGAGUCUGGAUUGGGAAAAGAGUCUGGAUUGGGAAAAGAGUCUGGAUUGGGUGAAGAGUCUGGAUUGGGUGAAGAGUCUGGAUUAGGAGAAGAGUCUGGCUUUGGAGAACAGUCUCGCUUCGCAGAACAGUCUCGCUUUGGAGAACAGUUUGGUUUUGGUGAUACACUAACAUCUUCCGGAGAUAAAUCCUAUGGCAGCUUCAAUUCAUUUUGUCCAGAAUUAAGAGAGACACCACUGGAUACCACCGUCCGUUUUACUCCUUAUUCACAGGCAUCAUCAGGUGAUACAUCCUCUAAAUUCGACGACGAUAUGAUGACUGUUAAUUCGGAGGAUGUAUAUUGUACCGACAAUCGAAAUUCUACUUUUGAGGAGCACAUUGGAUAUGGUCAACUCAAGCAACAACUGUUUGGUGACGGACAAUAUCAACAGGUGUUGGAUGUAUUUAGUAAUGCGAAAUAAACGAAAAUUGCCAAAUUAAAAA